This is a messenger RNA of Prorocentrum cordatum, 7038 nucleotides long. NCBI's taxonomy places the organism in Eukaryota, Dinophyceae, Prorocentrales, Prorocentraceae. The record is from the annotation of a GenBank genome assembly.
AUGACGGACGACCGCCUGCAGCACCUGCUCGCGGUGCUCCCCGCGCGGAGCCUCGUGCUCCUGGAGGACGUGGAUUUCGCCGUCGGCAACAGCGCCCCCGCCGACCCGACAGGUCCAUAUGCUGGAAUAAUGCGGGUGAGCUUCAGCGGCCUUCUGAACGCGUUGGAUGGUGUCGUUGCCACCGAGGAACGAUUGGUGUUCAUGACCACGAACCAUUUCCGGCGAUUGCCUCGUGCUCUCGUGCGACCUGGCCGUGUGGAUCUGAACAUAUACGUUGGCGUGGCAACGAGGCAGCAGCUGUCCCGCAUGUUCCUCCGCUUCUUCCCGGGCCACGAGGAGUCCGCGGAGCAGUUCGCCGCCGUCUGCGAGGGUGAGGGGUUGAGCAUGGCGGAGCUGCAGGGCUUCUUCAUGUUCUUCAAGGAGGAGCCCGGCGCCGCGCUGGCGAACGUGGGGCCCUUCUUGGAGUCCCGCCGGCAGGUCAUGGCGGACCCGCAGGCUGCCCAGGCCUUCGCGCAAGGCUCGCUCGGGUCGCCGCAGGGCCCCGCCGGCGACGCGGUCACACGCGGCCCCGGCGGCCCCGCUGGCGGCGCCGACCGGCCCGCGGCGGCGGCGGCCGGCCCGAGAGCCGCCGACGCGCCGGCGGCCGCCGCCGCAGUCGAGUCAGGCAGCGGGGUCGAGGCUUUCCCAGUGGGGACGGGGAUGGCCGAAGCCGGCCUGCGCUUCCGCCGCCGGCUCGCGCGCGCGCCGCAGGCGGCCGCGCCCAGCGCGGCGGCCUUCGCGGGCCCGCGCGCGUCCGCGGCACGCGCCCCGCACCGAGAGGCUCCGGCGGCGGACAGGGGCGGCGGGUCCGACAGCGGCGUCAGCGGUGACGUCGGCGACGACGUCUUCCUCUUCCUCCCAUUCUGCACCUGCCGGCCGUCAUUCGUGGCAUUUUCGUUGCGUGGCCGCCUGCGGGAGAUCGCGGAAACCCUGAACUGCGACCUAAUCAUGCUGCCAGGGACAAGGGUGAGGGAAUGGACAGGCCGUGAUUUUCACACGGAAGAUAUUGGUAACAAGUUUACAGCGAUCCACUUCGGCUGGAUAGAUCUACCGACACAGCGGAACAUCGGCUUCAACAAGAACGUGUAUCCCUGGUUAAACAACGCAAGAUUUACAGAUUCGAGGCAGCAGAGCACUGGAAUGCAUAUGGACACCUUCCUGAUUUUACGGAUGAGUACCUUGGCGUUUUGGCUAAGAUCAAGCGCAUCUCAUGCCAACUCCGACGUUGGGCUCGACGGCGUCGAGCGGCACACCGCGAACGCCUACAUCAAGAACUGCGCGAGGCACGAGCUUUGGGCCAGCAGGCUGAAGUACGCAAGCUUGCACGCCUACUCUCUGGACGAUCAACAGGUGGGGCAGCUCCCCACCAAGUCUAGCAUCACUGAGGGGAUCCUGCUUGACAAGUCCAACGACAAGCUUGACAUGUUUAGCCAGAGGAGAUUUGCCCUGAGUCGCGUGGCACUGUUCGCAGUCACGCUAGGCAUCUGGGAGCUCGACAUCAUAUCAUCGACUACUUUCGCCACCUGCAAGACGAGCAUCUACCUAGACCUCUUCCGACACUAUUUUACCAUGCUUGGCGCCCUGGCGGCACUGACUGGAUCAGCGGCGGGCUCGGGCGGAGACGGGGGCCAGGGCCUUCGCGACGAGAGGAAGAAGGGUCGCAUCGAGGGUGGCACGAAAGAGGAGUCCAAGCAGAUCGCCGAGCAGAUCCCCGACAAGCAGAAGAAGCUCUUCGCACUCAUGCUGAAGCAGAUCCUCAGCGAACAGACCGCGGCCUACGCCGCCGAGACCAAGUCAAAUGGCAAAGAGCACACCCUCGGACCUCCGCAUAUAUAUGCGAUGGGCGGGCUCAUCAAGGGACUCCUGACGUACGGAGACAGCCUCGGAGCCCAGAACCACACCGACCUCGCGGCAGCAUGGAAGGAGUACGACGGGUACUCAGUCGAGCAGAAGUGCGAGCUAAUUCUAUUCUGCCGCCAGGACAAGGUCUUCCAGAAGGAACGUCGCAGGAUCACCUUCGCCACCAGGGACGCGAAGUUCCGCAGUAUUCUCCUGGCCUGCUUCUCCCAAGUGCCACAGACGACACGCAAGUACGGCAGAGCCCCAGCAUCAUUCAUGGAGCGGGAGAUCCAGACCUUCCUGGAGGCCUUCUGCGUCCUGUCGGUGGCCAGCCUCCACCUCGUGAUGCAGGGUCGUGGAGCCGUGGACCGCCCGCGCUACCUGGCCCAGUGCAGCCAGUGGGCUCCACCAGUGGCGGCAGCCACGGCAGCCACCUUCGGCGACGGCAGUGCCAACCCUUUCGCUCUUUCGACCGACCAGCUGUUCGAGGCCCUGCUGCGCCGCGCCCCGCAGCAUGGCGAGCGCCUGGCAGCGCUCAAGAGGGAGUUCGAGGUCGCUCCGCCGCCAGCUGCCGCCGCCCCAGUCAAGCCCAGCCUUGAGCGCGAGCGAGAGGCACAGCGGCUGGCAGUGGCUGCGCGCAAGGCUGAUGAGUCCCUUGCGAAGGCGAUCGCUCACGAGCAGGAGCGCACCGACUGGCUGGCACGGGCUCAGGCUGCUGUGGAGCAGGCUGCGCAAGAUGCAGCGGAUGCCAGGCUGGCCCAUGAGCAGCAGUUGGAGCAGGACCUCCAGCGCCUCAAGAGUCGAGAAGGUGCUGCACCUGCUGCCGCUGCCGCCGUCCCCAAGCCCAAGCUCAACCUGUCCAGCUUUCUCGACGAGGGCGACGAGCUCGGGCAAUUGUUCGAGUUCGAGGACGGCGAGGCUUUCGACUUCGCCGAUCUUGACCUGGCCAAGGAGGACAUCGAGGCAUGGCAGAAGCACAAGAUCUCUUUGGCACAGGAGAUCAAGCAGGCGAUCAGCGCUGCGAUUGGCCCAGCGGCUGCUCAGCUGGGCGCUCGCAGACAGCAGUUCAAGGAGUUCAAGGCGAGGCAGCUGCUGAAGGUAAGGACCGUGUUGAGGAGCAGCCUGCAGGUGGAGACCAGCCUGCUGCCCCUGCCGCAGGCGACGGUCAGGCAGCGCCUUCUGCUGGGCAGCGCGCCGCGGCCUCGGCAGCAGCCCCUGCCGCCGCUGCUGCAGCAGCGCCUCCCUCGCAGCCCCAGGAGGCGGCGGCAGGAUAUUUUGGGCACGCUGAAGCAGCACAAAUGGCAAGGUAUUGUUUCUCCAGCAUACCCCACGACCUACGUGAAGAAGGCAGGUGGCAUUGGUCUGGGUAUCCGUCAGCAUCUCUGUUGGUCUUCUCAUCGCCACUUGUCGGACGACCCUGACAACGCGAUCGGCUUAGUUGACGUCAGCAGCAAGCAGAAGCUAUCGGGGCCCUUGUCCUUCAAGGAUGUGGUGGCGGUCGAGUGGAAGAUCGCCAGAGUCCCGCUGCUGGUGAUAGGCGCUUAUUUGACUGUCUCAGUGGGGCUGGAAGCACCCAUCAAUGUCGCAAAGCUUCUCACCAUAUCGGCGCUGUUGGACAAUCAUGCUGGGCCUUGGACCAUCAUGGGGGAUUUCAACGCUACUCCCCUGGAGAUGGCCACUUGGAUUCGUAAGUGGAAUGGACAUUUUUACCACCCUCCUGGCAUCACCCACACGUCCACGAGGGGCAAGGGGCAGCGAAUUAUCGACUAUGCUGUGGCCUCUCAGGCCAGCACCUGCACGAAAUACCCAGAGGAGGCGCGCAAGUUUUUGCAUCGAGAUUUUUUCGGCUUCGACUCCGAGGCGCUUCAGCAGAUGUGGCAGUCGCAUAUUUAUGACCAUAAGGUUUCCGAGGUCAAGCCUGAAGCGCAGGACUGCCACCCAGCCAAGUACUUAGAAUGGACGGUUGAAGAUCUGGAUAAGCUUUGGACCACCAUUGACAACAACACUCUCCAGCACCGUGAGUGGACCCUACCGCCAGAUUGGAUACAAGACAGCCUCUCGUAUAAGUACGAUCCCGAGACUGCCAUCGAGCUGGGAUCAGACUACGGAAGAUUUACGUCAGUUUUUGAGAAUUUUCUGUGUCGUGUACUUGAGGUCGCUGCAGCUCUGGAGCGUAAGGCGGCCAAGGAGAGUCACAGCGCUUUUCAAUCUUGGAUUCGAGAUUCUUUUGCGCAAGGCUGUGGGAAGUUGCAUCGGCACGUGAAGCCCAAGACGCGCGUUGAGACAGAGUACCGCGACCUGAAAGGAAGUUCCACGAGCCUCAAGGAGAUUUUGGUCCAGAAGAGUCAGCUUUGGCAACGCAAGUGGGCAUCCAAAAUUUUGUCAGUGCAAAAGCUUUUUCAACUCCUUCGACGGGCUCACGCUAAGGCAGCAGCGCAACCUUGGCCAGCUCUGGAGCCUGAGCAGAUCGCCAUCACCGUCACGCAGAUUAACUCCAGCAAGGCGGCAGGCAUCGAGCAGUUGGGCGGUACCCUCAAGUAUUUACCUCCAGCUGGCAUUGCUCACUUGACUGGGUUUUUGAAUGAAUGCGAACGGCGAGGAGGCUGGCCUUGGCAGAUUCAGACUGCCAUUGUUGCUCUGUUGAGGAAAGGCGCUGACUCUGAUCGUUCAAUUGGUCUGAUCCCAGAUUUGAUACGCUUGUGGAGUUCAGCAAGACAGAUUUUUCCUUCUGAAUGGGUCGAGCAGAUGGCUGGCAAGUGGGACAAUGCGAUCAGAGGUUCUUCUUGCUUGCGUGUUGGACUUUUACGAGCCUUCACUGACGAAGCCGUCAGCAUGGGGCCCAAGCACACCGUCUCGGCCAGCCUACUGUGGGACAUCGACAGCUUCUACGACUCGUUAGAGUACGAGCGCCUGUUCGAGCAGGGCUUGGCCCUGGAUUUUCCGCCUUUGCUGUUGCUGAUGGAAGGGCUGGCUCAUCUUAUAGUUAGAGUUUUUCGGGGAGCAGGGUGCUAUUCGCCACCAGUCCAGGCCAACAAGUCCAUCAUUGCAGGAGCUCGUAGAGGGGUCGAUUUUGGAAGAUUUUAUCUCUACAGUAUCCUUGAAGCUGUGUACAACAAGUACUCACCGUCGGUCAAUACGUCGUCUUGGGUAGAUGAUAUCACUCAGUAUGCGUACGGGUCCGUCAGGUUCCUCUCCCAGGCGCUCACCAAGGCUGGGGUUCUCUUGGGCAGGCUCUGCAACAAGGCGCACUUGAGCAUCGCAAGCAAGAGCAAGAUCAUCGCGGGGGACCCUGGCUUAGCAAAGGACAUUGCGCGCAAGUUGGCACAGCACAAUAUUAAGAUCACUGCUUGGCGCAGAGCUAUAGGAGGCACGUUCGCGAUGUCGGUCCGUGGCCGGUGCCUCGACACUCUUUUGCAGCUGGAGCUUGGAGAUCAAGAUCCAGCAAUCUCGCAGGUUUUUAAGAUGCUCGACAGCUGGAUGGCCAUUCUUGCGUCAGGAGCUGAAGCACGAGCGUUUGCAGCACGGGACUGGUCGCAGCACGUGGCUAAGGCGGACAUUCUUGUGCACAGCCACGGCUUCUUUCCCGACGGCACUGACCUGAUCAUCGGUGCAGGUGAUGCCUCGGGGGGUAAAUACUCGGAUCAGGCCAGAUUCAGGAGAGUGUCUUGGGCUUAUGUCGUCUUCGAGGAGUUCGAUUUAGGAAACCCAGCUCCGUCCCUGGCCUCGCCAAGGGUUUCCUCGGGAGCCACAUGGGGACCCCAGACUAUCAACCACGGCGAGAUGAUAGCGCUCUUGAGGUUCCUGGAGGAGGCCCCUGUGGGCCGACUGCUUGUAUUCGUCACGGACUCGUCGUACGUCCAGAAAAACGUCAAUAAGGUCCUCUUGGAUUUCUUCCCUGCUGGAUUUAGGAACGAGUGGCGUCGAAUUCAGCGGCUUCUUCGAAAGAAGCCGACCGUUAUCAUCAAGAUCGAGUCGCACAUGACUCCCGAGCAGGCUGCAGAGAAAAAGGAGCUUGUCUUUGCUUGGGUUGGGAAUAAGGCAGCUGAUGAGUUGGCCGAGCACACGGCCAAGAACAUACAGCUGCAGGCGGGGGAGGUGGAGGCGGUCCAGAUUUCUGAGGCGCGCGGCGCCCCCCGUGGGCAGCGGACAGCGAGGGCCGCCUUCUUCCCGAUGCCCUGGGGAGCGGCAGCGAUAUGUUCCGUGUUCAAGGCCCGCGAUUGGAUGAUGUGCAAGCUGGGUGGGUUGAUGGGCAUCUUCGGCAUGCUGCAGUGGUGGCGAGAGCUCGAGCAUGCUCACACCGAAUUUCAGGCAAGCGUCCAGAUCGCUCAGGGAGUUCCUCAUGAGGUUGCCGAUGAUGUUGGACGAGUCGCCCCCGAGAUGUAUCACGAGGCCUCGCCCGCCGAGCAGCCCGUGGCCCUCCCCGACCUCGCCGCCCCGGCGGCCCUGGCCGCCCCGGCGGCCCCCCUGGCAGCGGAGGCCGCGCCGCCGGCCGCGCCGCCGGUGGCGCCGGCAGUGCCAGGCCUCAGCGAGGCCGACCUGAUCGUGAAGGUCUCCACCGACAGCAAGACGGGCCAUGUCCGACAGGCCGGAGAGGCAGGCGCGCGAGGCCUCAUGGCGCAGAGGUGCAGCGUCAUCCUCGGCCAGAUGGCCAGGGACGGCUGGGAGGUCACCGAGGUCGCUGCCUCGGGGGGCGAGUUCCAGGUGGUCCUGCCGGCCGUGCGGUACGAGACGCCGCUGGCCGUCGUGACCAUGCCAGCCCCGCGUUUCCAGUGUUUCACGUACGACUCCGACCUGACUGACGGAGACUACAAGGAGCGACUCGUCGGAGACCUCAUUCUGACAAACGGCACGGACAUUCUCAACGUUGAGUUGAGGUUCCCGAACAAGUCCUUCUCGAUCACCGCAGCGGGCUGGGCGAGGUGCCACGUCGGCCACGAGCUCGACCGCACGCGCAUGCAGGUGGACGUCGAGAUCGGCGUGCAGCUCCCGAGGGUGCCUGGCUUGACGGCCGUGAUGGACUACUUCAUCAAGACCGCCCGCGACAGCAGGACUGCGUCAACGCACUGGCGACGGGCGCCGAGGAGAUCGCGGCGCGCGAUGCCCCCUGACGGCCAGCCAGAGCACGGCGGCCUCGGGCCCGUACCUUCACUCCGGCGGUGA